AUGGUACCCAUGAAGGAAAUGGAAGAAUAUCUACAAGAUGAGGCUCUUGACCUUGACGUGCCUGCUGGUCAUAGGACUACCAAGUGGUCCCAUCGACAUGUUGUGGAAAUGCGACUGCAAGGAUCAAGCUCAUCACAUAUGUUUGCUGGUGUUGAAUCGGCAUUUGGACCAUCGUUUUCGGAUGCUGAGCUGCAUAAUGAGCAGGCCGUGAUUUUCCUCUAUCAAGAUGAUGAGCGACUUUUGGGCUGUAAUCCAUACACGGAUGAAGACAAGAGAUUGAUCAAGGGACGCGUGUUGAUUGUGAGUCGAGGAUCAUGCACCUUUUCUAGUAAAGCCCUAUGGGCGCAAGAUGCAGGGGCGACCGCUGUUGUUUUUGUCAACAAUGAGCCGACAUCGGGUGCAUUUCGCGCACUGACGGCAGAGAUGGAUGCUGACACCAACCACAUUUACAUUCCAAGUAUGACACUCUCUUUGGAAGAUGGCAUUGAACUUGCAAGUUUGUUGUCGGACACGGAGCUACGCAUGGAUUUUGUCAAACCAUUUGACUCAAUGUUAUUGCCAUUGUCAUUCAAAGAACCAGUUAGACUCUUAUUGCAACAGGUUCCCGUACAUAACUUUGUAAUCUUGCACAACAAUAACAAUCAUUGA
Messenger RNA from Lichtheimia ornata, 648 nucleotides. RefSeq lists its product as uncharacterized. The record is from RefSeq and is a predicted model, not a curated record. The coding region runs from base 1 to 648 and encodes 215 amino acids. NCBI's taxonomy places the organism in Eukaryota, Fungi, Mucoromycota, Mucoromycetes, Mucorales, Lichtheimiaceae. The transcript has a single exon.